Austrofundulus limnaeus is the source of this 3272-nucleotide messenger RNA. RefSeq names its product glycerol kinase 5 (gene gk5). The record is from RefSeq and is a predicted model, not a curated record. Gene Ontology annotation, molecular function: phosphotransferase activity, alcohol group as acceptor; kinase activity. Lineage: Eukaryota; Metazoa; Chordata; Actinopteri; Cyprinodontiformes; Rivulidae. The transcript is spliced from 17 exons. Gene Ontology annotation, cellular component: mitochondrion. The coding region runs from base 236 to 1816 and encodes 526 amino acids. Gene Ontology annotation, biological process: triglyceride metabolic process; glycerol metabolic process; phosphorylation.
CACGUGCGAACAACACAACUUACUGCGCAUGCGUAUGACGUGAUCUACGGGUGCCUACAGGAGCGAAGUCUUUGGGUUGAACUGGAACUGGGCUGAAACUCAAAGUCCAGGGGCUGAGUUACACAGACUCGGAGUAACAUAACACUUUUUAUAAAAGCACACCAUCCAUUCAUGCUGGAAGCAUGGAGGACGGAGGAUCCCUCUGAGGAAUAUCAGGAUAUUUGGGCUGUUUACGAUGGGCAGCCGGAGGAACGGGUACAACAAGGAGAGCUUUAUUCUGUCAGUGGACGUCGGAACCACGUCAAUAAGAUGUCAUGUUUAUGACAAGGAGGCACAAAUCCGAGGAUCAUGCACAAGCAAGGUUGUCCCGUUGUAUCCAGAGGUGGGACAUGUGGAGAUGGACCCAGAUGUGCUGUGGAAAGGUUUCAUCUCUGUGGUCAAAGGAGCUGUGCAAGAUGCAGGAGUUCAAAUGAGCCAGAUUGAAGCUCUUGGUAUCUCAACUCAGCGAUCAACCUUCACAACUUGGGACCGAAAAACUGGAGUUCCUUUUCAUAACUUUAUCAGCUGGCAGGACCAAAGAGCUGCAGAGCUGGUGAAGUCCUGGAACAGAUCCUGCACUAUGAAGAUAAUCCACGGUGCGAUGAAGGUGGCUUACUUCCUGACCCGGCAGAAGCGCUCCCUCGCAGCGAGUGUCAUUGUCUUUUCCACUCAACAAGUCACUUUUCGGCUGGUGUGGGCUUUGGCGCACUACAAGCAGGUUCGUCAAGCCAUUGAUGAAGGCAACUGCUGCUUCGGAACAAUAGAUACCUGGCUCCUGUUCAAGCUAACAAAAGGACGAGUCCAUGCCACAGAUUACUCAAAUGCCAGUGCGACGGGGAUCUUUGACUCCUAUCAGAUGUGUUGGAGUGGAUUUCUCUGCUCUCUUGUGUCUCUGCCUCUCUCCAUUUUCCCCAAAGUUGAAAACACAGGACAUAACUUCGGCUCCACUGACCCGUCCAUCUUUGGAGUGUCCAUUCCCAUUAUGUCUGUGAUGGCGGAUCAGCAGGCGGCCAUGUUUGGAGAGUGCUGCUUUGAUGUCGGCGAUGUGAAAAUCACCAUGGGAACAGGCACCUUCAUGGACAUCAACACUGGGAGCAAACCACAUGCAUCUGUCGCAGGUCUAUAUCCUCUGGUGGGAUGGAAGAUGGGCUCAGAGGUGGUGUACCUGGCGGAGGGAAACGCAGCCGACACGGGAACGGCCAUCAAAUGGGCACAAGAGCUGGAGCUCUUCUCUGACGUUCAGGACACCAGUGCCAUGGCGUACAGCGUUGAUGAUUCAGAUGGAGUGUGCUUUGUCCCGUCGUUCAGCGGGCUGCAGGCUCCUCUGAAUGACCCCAGAGCUUGUGCUUCUCUCAUGGGCCUCAAACCUUCUACAACCAAAAACCAUCUGGUCAGGUCCAUUCUGGAGUCUGUCGCCUUCAGGAACAAGCAGCUGUACGAGACGAUGCUGAGGGAGACUCACAUUCCCAUCACAAAGAUCAGGGUGAAUGGUGGCGUUUCCUCCAACGACUUCGUCAUGCAGCUGACGGCAGACCUGUUUGGUAGGAAGGUGGUCCGACCUCAGCACAGAGAGAUGUCUUGUCUGGGGGCUGCGUUUGUGGCUGGACUUGAAGUGGGUUUCUGGACAACUCAUGAAGAGCUGAAGAAGCUGCAGAGCACCGACAAGGUGUUCCUGCCCAAAGGUAUUGCCAAGGAGGGGUCCAACCAGGAGUACAACCCAGUCCUCCAGAGGUGGGAGAGAGCUCUGCGGCGCUCCAUGAACUGGUACAAACCCUGAGCCACACAAGGGUAUUAGGUUCCUCUCAACCUGCAGCUACACGUCCCAUCUCUAACUGGUGAAUAAUGUGAGUCUUUAAGGCAGAAGGUUUGUGUUGAUGGAGACAUUUACCAGUUAGUGUCUCUGAACUUUACCUCCUCAUCAGGUUGAAUCCAAGUAACAGAAAAACUGUCUGAUCAGAGGUUGGUUUCUGAUCUGAAGUCGCUGCUGCUUUUUCUUUUCUUUUCCAGAAAAAAAACAUGUUUUCCUUCUUGUCUUCUGGGGGCGCUAAUGCCUGGCGUUACACCCUUUUUAUUCCUAUCCUCACCAUAGCAACAGGCCUGAAAGCUAAACGUUAAUCUGAGGACAGAGACUACAACUGUUUCCAUGAGUCACACAUCAUCCUUGGUUUGAUUUAAAAAAAACAAUAACUUGUUUUUUUGUGUGUUCAUAACACCUCAGGUUUGGUAUUUUAACGCUGAUACAUCUUUUCUUUGUGAAGGAACAGCUUUGUAAUUUAAUAUGUUUGAAUUGUUAUGGUUUAAUCAUAUGUGGAUCCCUGGAUGAAUACUUGAUUCCUUCUGAAAAUUUGAAGCAAUUUAAUUUCGUACCAGAUCAUUUCUGUGUAUUUUAUUACAAAACUCUGUACUGAUCAUGUUUAAAUGUUAAACACUGAUUCCACUGUAAUCUGUGUUUAAAUAUAGCCAAAUGUUGAGCUUUAAUGUCAUUACUGUCAGAAAUUACUUGGGUUUUUUUCAUACACAUCUAUUUGCAAUGAACUGCAAAAGGUAUUGCACUAAAAUAGUUUUAGGAAUAAAAUCAGACUCUUUUGAACAUGUUACAGUAUUUUAGUAUUUUUUCAUCAGGGAUAGAAUAUUGAUUGAACUGGUUAAAACUGCAGAAAUGAGACAUUCCUACAGGUUUUAUUGAUUCUGUAUCGUUUCUGUUUUACCCGAUGUUGAUGGCUCUUUGAAAAUAUCCGUUUGGAGAAACAGUUGUUUUAAAAUCCACUUGAGAAGCAGCUUCACUCUGACUAUAAUAGUUAAACCUGUCCACUUCACAAUUGGAUCGCUGUUGUUUGUAAAACAGCCAGAUAUCCAGAAUUCCUCAGCAGGUCAUGUGAUACUCUGUUAUUUAAACAGUCACAUCAUCUUUGUUUUCAGUAUUAAAAAGACCUUCCAGACUGAAUUAAUUACAGGUGUUUUUAGUAGGGCUGCACGAAAUAAGAAAAAACUGACAUUGCAAUUUUUCUAACCCUGCGAUAUAUAUCGUGAUAUGAAAAAAUAAGUUCUGCUGCUAUCCUGCACUGAUCUGRCCUCUUUCUUUCUGCAUGUGACAGUAUGUUUAUGUCUCUAUUUGAGUUAUUCUUGUUAGUGCUUUUAUUGUGCAGGAACCUGAGUACGUUUCCUUCAAUCCUCUGCAUCUGUCUUCAUUUCAUCACACUUUUAUAUUAAAGGUUGCCAUUUUUGUUGCAGAA